CACACACAAAUUAAAGGGCUCAGCUCUUAUCUCUUUCUCAAUGGCCUCACCACAAGCAACCAAAUUGUCUCUUAUAAUCGGAUCUCAAAGGUUGGCUUGUUGGGAGCACUGAGACAUCAAACAUGGUUUCUCCUUCUUCUCUCUUUCACCCUUAACCAAAAAAAAACCCCACCCAAUUAGCCCUAGCUUAAUAAAUCAAAUCUCCCUUUUUACAGUUUGUUUAAUCCCAAAAGGUUCUCCUCAAACACUUCUCUCUUUCUUUCUCUCUCACCAUUAAAACCAAUUCACAAGCAAAAAGCUCUGAGCUUUAAAUGAGUUUAAGGUCCUCUCCCUCUCUCUACGGUUCCUCCGAAAACAAAAAAAAACAAAAACUGGGUUUUUUCUCGUGUACUUCUUCAUAUCUUAUCUCAUCUGCAUAAAAUUUAACAACCUUCACUGAUCAUAUCAUCAUCCCACUGGUAAACAAAUAUAUAUUGCUUUUUUCUUUUGGUUGAUCUCUUUAAUUUAGAUCCUUCUGAGUUUUUAAUUUAAAAAAUAAAAAAUAAACUCCAAGAAAAAAAAAAGAAUGGAUAUGAGAAGCCAUGAAAUGAUAGAGAGAAGAAGAGAUGACAAUGGCAACAAUGGUGGUGUUAUUAGUAACAUCAUUACUACUAAUAAUGAUGAUAAUUGCAAUGGUAAUAACAACAACAACAACAACACUCGUGUCUCUUGCAACUCUCAAACCCUAGAUCACCACCAAACCAAGUCUCCUUCUUCUUUUUCCAUCUCCGCCGCUGUUCAAUCCCCAGUACGGUACCGUGAGUGUCUCAAGAACCACGCGGCGAGCGUCGGCGGGAGUGUACACGACGGAUGCGGCGAGUUUAUGCCGAGUGGUGAAGAAGGAACUAUUGAAGCUCUCAGAUGUGCUGCUUGUGAUUGUCACCGUAAUUUCCACAGGAAAGAGAUCGACGGUGUCGGAAGCUCGGAUUUAAUCGCUCACCACCGUCAUCACCACCACCACCAUAACCAGUACGGCGGAGGGAGAAGACCGCCGCCGAAUAUGAUGCUUAACCCACUCAUGCUCCCCCCGCCGCCGAAUUAUCAGCCGAUUCAUCACCACAAGUAUGGAAUGAGUCCUACCGGGGGAGGAGGAAUGGUGACGCCGAUGAGCGUUGCUUACGGAGGAGGAGGAGGAGGAGCAGAGUCGUCGAGUGAAGAUCUAAAUAUGUAUGGACAGUCCAGCGGAGAGGGAGCAGGAGCGGCGGCGGGGCAAAUGGCGUUCUCGAUGUCGUCGUCGAAGAAACGGUUCAGGACAAAGUUCACGACGGAGCAGAAGGAGAGGAUGAUGGAGUUUGCGGAGAAGCUAGGGUGGAGGAUGAACAAGCAAGACGAAGAAGAGCUUAAAAGAUUCUGUGGUGAGAUCGGAGUCAAGAGACAAGUCUUCAAAGUUUGGAUGCAUAACAACAAGAACAAUGCCAAGAAACCACCAACACCUACAACUCUCUAAAUCACACUCACACCUCAUCAUGAUUCAUCAACUACUUAAUUCAGAGUGAUUAUGUGUAAGAGAUUUACUUUAAUCUCUUUGUUGCUGUUUUUUUUUGUUUUAAAAUGUUUUUCUCUAGGUUUUUGUAGUUUGUACGAUCUUUGGAUCAAUCAAUGGAUCUUUUGUUUUCUUAGUUUAAUGUUUUUAAUUAAUUUGGAUUUGCUUUUUUUGGUGUGUGUGUUUUUUUUAUUGUACUUGUUGUAAUCAGCUUCUGUUCCUUAUAAGUAGUUUAUGCUUCUGUCUUCUUUUA
Molecule: messenger RNA, 1775 nt
Organism: Capsella rubella
Lineage: Eukaryota; Viridiplantae; Streptophyta; Magnoliopsida; Brassicales; Brassicaceae
Product: zinc-finger homeodomain protein 5
Exons: 2
Coding region: 566-1486 (306 amino acids)
Biological process (GO): regulation of DNA-templated transcription; regulation of developmental process
Cellular component (GO): nucleus
Molecular function (GO): transcription cis-regulatory region binding; DNA-binding transcription factor activity
Source: RefSeq, a predicted model, not a curated record